AUGUUCGCCAGCACCGGACUUUUGUGCUGGCUGCGGUCGCCGUCCGAGGGCAAGUGCCGUAGCCGUAGUCCACAGGCUACGGGUACGGGUCCGUACCUCCAGCAACAACCUUAUGGUGAUGGCAACACAGUCCCUCGCAUUCUCAAGUUUUUGCGAACCAUUGACCUGGACGAACCCCUCCAGAAGACCUUCUGUUUCCCUCCUGUGAAAGACCCCAUUUCCCAGGACAUUGAUCACAUCCUGGAAACUCAAAGUGCUCUGGCCAUUGACCUCGGAGGAACCAACCUCAGAGUGGCUAUUGUCUGCAUGAGGGGCAAGGUCGUGAAGAAAUACACUCAGCCCAAUCCAAAGACUUUUGAAGCUAGGAUGCAUCUCAUAUUAAAAAUGUGUACAGAUGCCAUGCGGGAUGCUGUGUGCCUCAACUGUAGACGCGGCAUGAUGCUGUUCACUGGACUAACAAUGGUGGCCUUUUUUGGGCCUUUAUAUAGGCCUUCAAAACCCAUUCUCAAAUUGUGCAGAUACUCACUGAGUAUUGCUUGGUGUGUAUUUGGUUCACUUUUGCAAAGUGACCAACCCAUGUGCAAUGAAUCAUGACAAAAUGACAACUCAUCAUUAUCUGAACUACCAGGGCACUAGAUCAUCAGUAAAUCCACAAUGAAUAAUUACAACCCCCCUACAAGUAGAAUUCUGCGUACAUUUCUACCUCAAAGUUUCUAUUGACUGUCAGUAUACAUUUAGGAUGGGGACAGUCAGUGGCUGUUCUGUUGGGUUGUACAACAUUUUUAGAUGCAUUUGCAUAUUUGUAUCCACUCUCUUUGCUUUCUAAAAUGCCAUGUGAUUAAAAAUAUGUUGUCGAAAAAAUAUACAAGAUACAAAUCUAACUUCUCCGUGUCUUCUUCUCUGUUGCAGCCUCCACAGCAUUAGGGGUAGGCAUCAUCAACAUCCUCCACAUAGUCAACCCUUCACUGGUGAUU
Acanthochromis polyacanthus (spiny chromis) is the source of this 974-nucleotide messenger RNA. RefSeq names its product bifunctional UDP-N-acetylglucosamine 2-epimerase/N-acetylmannosamine kinase-like. The record is from RefSeq and is a predicted model, not a curated record. Lineage: Eukaryota; Metazoa; Chordata; Actinopteri; Pomacentridae. The transcript has 3 exons. Gene Ontology annotation, molecular function: UDP-N-acetylglucosamine 2-epimerase activity; N-acylmannosamine kinase activity. Bases 1 to 594 code for a protein of 197 amino acids.